This is a messenger RNA of Nothobranchius furzeri (turquoise killifish), 6743 nucleotides long. RefSeq names its product matrix metalloproteinase-16. The record is from RefSeq and is a predicted model, not a curated record. Gene Ontology annotation, cellular component: plasma membrane; extracellular matrix. Gene Ontology annotation, biological process: proteolysis; collagen catabolic process; extracellular matrix organization. NCBI's taxonomy places the organism in Eukaryota, Metazoa, Chordata, Actinopteri, Cyprinodontiformes, Nothobranchiidae. Gene Ontology annotation, molecular function: metalloendopeptidase activity; zinc ion binding.
CGCAUUAAAUGGGAAACGCGAUUGAAAACGGACAGCUAUGCCGCGCGGCUGCAGAGACGGAGCUGGACGAGUUCUCUUGGAAGAUCGGCCGCUGCGUUCGUAUCGGAGGACCGACCGGGAGACUACUGUACCGGGAGGCUGACUGGCGCUAACAGCGACUCUCUCUCCCCGGGGGGCUCCUAUCCAACGACCUCCUCCUGAAAACCGUGGCCGAAGAGGAGAGCGCGCGACGAAUCCGCUUCUCCUCUUCCUGCUGUUUCCCCCUCAACAUCAUCACCUCCUUCCGCCCGCAGAAAGAGAGAGGGAGAGAGAGCCUCGGGGACAUCUUCAGCGAUGUUGCUGCUAAACGUGUAGGAUUUGUUCCCGUUAUCCGUUCGCCAGCAGAGAGACAUUAUGGUUAUAUCGGCGCUUCGCAGGAGAUGUUUUCAUAGCUGCUGUAUGGGGACGUUAUGCUUGCAGCUGUUGCUGUGGAUUUUAUGCGCCGUGAACGGAGAGGAGCAGCCGUUCAGUGUAGAGGCGUGGCUCCAGAGGUAUGGCUACCUACCUCCUGCAGACCCCAGAAUGUCAGUGCUGCGUUCUGCCAGAGUCAUGCAGUCUGCUAUCGCUGCCAUGCAGCGCCGCUACGGCCUAAAUGUCACGGGGACUCUGGACAGCACCACGAAAGCCGAUGACACCGUAAGGUGGAUGAAGAGGCCCAGGUGCGGGGUUCCUGACCAGGUAGGAGGCGUGUCCAGAUUCAGUGUGAGGAAAAGGCGGUAUGCCCUCACAGGCCAGAAGUGGCAGCAUAAAUAUAUCACUUACAGCAUAAAGAACACGACGCCCAAAGUCGGGACGGAGGAGACGUACGAUGCCAUCCGACGAGCCUUCAAAGUGUGGGAAAGCGUGACGCCGCUGCACUUCGAGGCAGUGCCCUACAUCGAGCUGGAGAAAACAAAGAAGGACGUGGACAUCACCAUCAUCUUUGCUUCAGGUUUCCAUGGCGACAGCUCACCCUUUGAUGGCGAGGGGGGCUUUCUGGCCCACGCUUACUUUCCGGGACCGGGGAUCGGAGGCGACACACACUUUGACUCGGAUGAACCGUGGACGCUUGGCAACCCCAACCAUGAUGGUAACGAUUUGUUCUUGGUGGCUAUCCACGAGCUCGGCCACGCACUCGGCCUGGAGCACUCCAACGAUCCCACAGCCAUCAUGGCUCCGUUCUACCAGUAUAUGGACACGGACAACUUCAAACUACCCCUGGAUGACCUGAAGGGGAUCCAGAACAUUUACGGGCCGCCUGAUAAGAAUCCCCAGCCCACCAAGCCUCUACCCACGGCUCCCCCUCCACGCUCCCAUCCUCCCUCGGACCCUCGAAAACCAGACAAGCAGACACGACCCCCAAAGCUUUUCCCAGGAGACAGACCGUCCAACAAACCAAGCAUCUGUGAUGGAGGCUUCAACGCCUUGGCCAUUCUGAGGAGCGACAUGUUCAUCUUCAAGGACCACUGGUUUUGGCGGGUCAGAGAUAACUCCGUGAUGGCUGGGUACCCCAUGCUCAUCAGUAUCUUCUGGAGGGGCCUUCCAUCCAAGAUAGAUGCAGUCUACGAGAACAGCGAGGGACAGUUUGUCUUUUUCAAAGGGAAGCAGUUUUGGGUGUUUAAAGACACGGAGCUGCAGCCAGGAUACCCAAAAGACAUCACGCACUUCGGUCACGGCAUGCCAGCGCAGAGCAUCGAUGCGGCUGUGUGGUGGAAGGACGUGGCCAAGACCUACCUCUUUAAAGAAGACAGGUACUGGCGCUACAACGAGGAAAUGAGAACCAUGGACCCUGGCUACCCAAAGCCACUCACCGUGUGGAAGGGGGUGCCUGAUUCGCCACAGGGGGCCUUCGUUGACAAAGACAAUGGUUUUACCUACUUCUACAAAGGAAAGGAGUACUGGAAGUUCAACAACCACUUCCUCCGAGUGGAGCCGGGCUACCCACGCUCUAUCCUCAAAGACUUCAUGGGCUGUGAACUAAUACCCAUGGGCCCUGGCCGUCCGCCGGCCGACGGCAGCGACUCAGACGGCGUGAUCGAGCUGGACAACGAGGCCAGCACGGUGAAGGCCAUAGCCAUCGUCAUCCCCUGCGUGCUCGCGUUGUGCCUCCUGGUGCUGGUCUACACGGUGGUGCAGUUCAAAAGGAAGGGCACGCCACGCCACAUACUGUAUUGCAAACGCUCCAUGCAGGAAUGGGUGUGAGAGCAGACCGGAGGGCGGGGCGGAUAAACGGGACAACAGCCCUCACUUUUACAAAAAGGAGGACGGCUGACCUUGAACAGCUUUAUUACAAACCACCACCAUGCCUCCUCCUCCUCCUGGAUGGUCUGGUACCGGCAUUCGGACCUGCAGAAAGGGUCUGACUGUGAUUUGUUACUCCUACAGCUGAUCCCAGAGCUGACGCUGACUCUGCUAACCCCCGCCUUUUAAACAACAUGGGAGCAGAAGGGAUCUGAGCUGGGAGGGACCUUUGGUCCAAAAGAAGAAGGUUGGCAUCUCUUUAUUACUCAGAAACUUGACUUCCUGUCCCCUUUGUGUCCAGAGGGAGGACUUUAUGGGUUGGGGGUGUAAGCCCGUCCCACAGGGCACCAUGUUGAUCUCAUAUCAGGUUGUUGUCUGAACAACUCUUUUCUAUUGUCCCGUCUGGGUGCCCCCAUCCACCUCCACUCAUUAUUACAUUUCUGCUUUUAAACAGUUGAUUUGACAAAGGAAGUCCUCUCCAGUCCCUUUAAGACACUCCUGAGACCAAACGAAACCAAAAGAAGUCCAUUUCUCUCCAAAGAGGAUCACCUUUUCUUUAUUGUUGUUUUCCUUGUUGUUCUCAUCCGUUCCCUUCUCUGGAUCUUUGCAGAGAUUAAGAGUCAGGGAGCUCUGACUGUUGUGGCGGUCUGUUUAAGACACAGGGGCCAAAUUUUACUGCAAUAUUUUAACUCGCCUUAAUUAUAGAUCAUACUUUAGCCGUUUUUACUCAUUUUUUUCUGUUUGUUAUUUGUAUACUGCUUUUGUUUUGUUUAUAAAAGGAGCUGAGUAAUUGCUUCUUGUGAUUUGGUAUUUUACAUGUUUUAUUACAUUACCCAGAAUCCUCAGCACUGGCUUGCUGAGUCCAACUGGACGGACCACAGCCUGUAUUAGGAGCGGUGUAUGAUUGGACGGUUCUGGAGUGAAGCCACUAUUUUUGUGUGUUAAGAUAUUUGUUGUUUUUUAUUUUAUCCAUCCAGCACAGAUCAGGGCAGCGGGAGCCUGGGAGUCUCCGUCCCACCAGUUAAGGUGUUCAUCCCAAUCGGUUGUUCUAUGAGGUUAUUUGUAAAUGAAAAAAAAAAACACUAAACUGUUGACUGCCUUGUUCGAGAGAGUUCCCAGAAUGCACUUGUCUCAUCACUUAGGACCCACAAAGCAAGACAAGUCAAGAUCAGUGCCUGUGUCAACGUGCAUGCAAGCAUUUACUGUACAAACAACCAGUUCUGCCCAGCUGAAACCUUCCAGAACCCACAAGCAAGGCUCGUCUUCGAGAUUGUGUUAUUCUUCUAGCUUUUCAGGGGACCCACUGUCCCUCCCCUCUUAGGUACGGUUAUUUUACACAAGAAUUGAAGAAAAAUCAUCAAAUUUGGGAAUUUAUUUAGGUUCUCUCUCUCUCUCUCUCUCUCUCUCUCUCUCUCUCUCUCUCUCUCUCUCUCUCUCUCUCUCUCUCUCUCUCUCUCUCUCUGUCUCAUUUUCUCACUCCUUCAGCAGUCGUUGAAUGUGUGUUUGUUGUCAUGAUCACUUUCUGGGGUUUUAUUUCUUUCUUUUCUGCUCAGAACCAAUCGGAUGUCUCUCAAUGAAUUUUUUGUGUACGAAUCUGGGACAUCCAAGAAAAAAAAAGAAAGAAAAAAAACACAUGUCCUGACCGAAUUAAUAAACUGAUAAAUAUCUGGUGAAGACCUGCCUCCAAACUGCUCAUCUUUCUGACUUGUGUGUAGAACUCACUCUGGCUGAUCGUUCAGCAUCUUGUGGUUUUCUGUUGCUUCUGUCUGGUUAAACAAUUUUCUUUCCAGAUUUACAUUUUCUCUCAAAAUGUUGAAAUCUGAAAAUUAAACCUACCACAUGGAUAAAAUAAAAUCUGUUUUUUUUAGGUACAGAGCCCACCUGAUCACACUGAUUGGCAGGCCAAUUCAUUGACGCUUCUCUAAUAAUAAAUAUUAUCACUUUUAUAGUAAUGUGUAAUAUUAUUUAAACAACCUUUUUUAAAUGGAAUUAUCUGUUGUAUUUAAUUAUCACGUUUUUGUUAUACUGUGAAAUCAGAAUCUCAAACCAGCUCAUUGAAGUGUUAAGAUGUUUUUUUAAGCAGCUGUUGAGACGAGAGUGAUCUAAAGGUAACAGAAGAUGUCUCCUGUUCUUUUGCAUUCACUGACUAAACUUCCAGUUAUGAACUCAAAUAUCACAUCUGUCUAGGACAAGCAACCUGAAACAAAAAAAUCUGUUACAAACUUUACUGUCCAGUCCUACAAUUAACAACCGUACUGUCUCUAACCAGGAUGACCUGGCUCUUUGGGUUUACGGCCAAGGUCUUUGGGCAUAGCAUCAUCUCUUUGGGUGUAAGACCAUGCUCUUUGGGUUUACGGCCAAGGUCUUUGGGUGUAGGUCCAUGCUUGUUUGAUAUUUCUCAUCACAGGAUUGUUAAAUGAUAAAACUACAUGUCUACUUUCUAAGGCACUGCAUGCUCAUCCAUGUAUAGAUCUGUUGUUUUCCCUCAUCGUCUCCUCUCCCUACAGUAAACAGACUGGAAGUGGGUGCCCAUGUGCCUGUUAGUGUUCUCCCUCACAUAUUUGUCUCUGAGUUGUCUUUUCGGCUCUUUGUGUGAUGUAUGAGCAGCAACGCCAGCCGAUGAAUGACUUGCAAAGUCUCAGCCCUCUGUGCUUUUGUUAUAUUCAUGCUAACUGUUAAAGGAAUGAGAAGUUUGAGUUUUUACAGCUGUUUAUUGUCUUUCACACACACCAGCCUGACAGCUGGACCUUGGUCAAACUGCAGCCUUUUCCUUGUCUGUCAGGCUGAAACUUUGGUGCUAAACUGACCAACUCUGGCCAGGCCUCUUUUUCACAGUGCUGCUAUUUCAGUCAGCGUCCCUCCUGCUCCUCCUGCUGUCACUGGCUCAGGACAAGAAUGAAUAAAACAGGAGCAGAAGUCAUGCUUUCUCAUUGAAUCAAAGUCUUUAUGGUGCUCUGCCUAAUGGCCCUUCAUUAGUUAAGGACCAUUUAUUGUAGUCAUGGUUAUUCGUGCAGCACUUUGAAGCACCUGAGUGGAGGUCAACCAGUUUGCCUUUGCAGGUUAAUAAAGGUCGAAAGUUAUUCUGAAGAUGUUAAGAGGUCAAAGGUCAUUGACUUGGCCUGUACUGCUGCAGGGUGACCAGAAAUAACAUCAUGUCAUUAACCCCAAGUGCGUUUUUCUUGUCACUUUUGGUUUUAUGCUUCUCAGAUUGCAUGGCAAUGUUGGUAACACGUCACUUCAUGUCCCUCAUCAUCAAACCUGAGCAUCACCAAACUUAAACGUCAGAAUAACAAACCAUAUUGUCUGAUUAGCUGCUGUGUUGCUCCAACUCAACAAUGUAUUUUGUAACAAAAAUAUUGCUAUCAGUGUUUCACCAUUAGGUUAAGAUCUGUUAUAACAAAAACUUUAUAAAGUCUAUUAUUUUUUUAUUCUGUUAUUUAAGUUAUUAGUAGACUAGUAACACUAACAGACUUGGUUCAUCUCAAGCGUCAUCAACGUUUGAUAAACCUAGCUCUAAAGAUAGAUAGUUUUAUUUGAUGGUAGAUGUAGGUAUAAAUUGUCUCAAAGACCCAAAAAGAAGUACCAUACUGAUAUGAUGUAGCAGUAUUGUAUAAAGUUCUUGUAUCCAGUUUAGAGAUGCUAGCAUUCUUUACUAAUCCUGACCAGCUCUCAUGUAAACCUGACAGUGACAUUAACAGAAGUUAAACCAUACAUCUUCCAGGAUAGAUCAGAUUUAAACCUCGAUGAGAUUCAAUAAAUUUUGGUUUCACAAACUAAAACCUUCCCUCCCACUUCUCCAGCCUCCACAUGCUCCUCUGGGAUCUGUUACCAAACAAGUGUUUUAGGAGGCAAGACAGAAGGUUUAAAGUAAUACUACUACUUCUGUUUCCAUCUGAAAAAUAGUUUUAUAUUCAGUUAAAAACUUUGUUUUCUUUAGAUCCUGUUUUUGGUGCCUCAUGUUUGGUUAGGUGUAGGCUUUUGGCUGCGGUUAAGAAAAACCUGUUUGCCUUGAAGCGAAAUUUACACAAUGCAACAGUUUAUGUCCCAGUUUGUGUAAGACUUCAUUUGGAGAACAGCUAAAAUGUUUCAAGACAGAGAAGUGACGCGCUUACCCAAAUGCUAAACGCUAGCUAGCUUUAGCUAACUAGCUUUAGAUGGACACAAAUUAGACUUUUAUCUGUUUUGAAGCCAUAAAACUGAUUUUUAGGUUUGAUUGUGGACUUUAGAUAUUGUAGCCACAGCCGCCACUGUAAACGGCUUGUCCCCUUCAAUAACAGGAAGCCUGACACAUGCAGACAGCAUGGGCUUACUCGACUUUAGCUGUCUGAUCAUGUUACGUUUGAGGAAGCACUCUGAUCGUGCCCGUUUUUAAAGAUGUCAGUUCUUUUUAUACCACGUUUUCCAUCAAAUGUCUGCAUUCUUCUUUUGUUGCUGUCUGUCUUUGGAAGUAUUGCUCUGUCGAUCAAUAAAUACAUCUAAAAACA